Carassius auratus (goldfish) is the source of this 719-nucleotide messenger RNA. RefSeq names its product stress-associated endoplasmic reticulum protein 1-like. The transcript has 3 exons. The record is from RefSeq and is a predicted model, not a curated record. Gene Ontology annotation, cellular component: endoplasmic reticulum. Gene Ontology annotation, biological process: endoplasmic reticulum unfolded protein response. NCBI's taxonomy places the organism in Eukaryota, Metazoa, Chordata, Actinopteri, Cypriniformes, Cyprinidae. The coding region runs from base 203 to 403 and encodes 66 amino acids.
AUCGAUGCAUGACGUCAUGUCAGUGAGAAUAGCGGGUCAGAGGUGUGACGUAACGAGGAGGCGGGUCCCGCCCACGUGACACCGCUGCAGCGCAGCUCGUGCGACUGUCUGGAACUGAACCGAAUCACCGGUCAACACCGCUCCGUUUACCGGCCAGCGCGAUCUUCCGCCUCCCGUGACGCGUUCCAGCAGCGGCAGCAUCAUGUCGGCGGUGCAGCGGAUGAAAGUAGCGAACGAGAAACACAGCAAGACGAUCACACAGAGAGGACAUGUGCAGAAAACCACGCGUGUGGUGAACGAGGAGAAGUCUCCGGUGGGUCCGUGGCUCCUCGCGCUCUUUGUGUUCGUGGUCUGUGGAUCAGCCAUCUUCCAGAUCAUCCAGAGCAUCAGACAGGGCAUGUGAGCCGUCCGUCCGUCUGCAGACGCUGAUCGCUGCUUCUGUUCAUCUCUCAGUGGUUUACAGCCGAUUUUAACUCGUGUGUGUGUGUGUGUGUGUGUGUGUGUUCUUGAAUCCCUCACAGUUCCUGUAGUUUGUGAUUGGCUGUUCUUCCUCAGGUGGUUUUAUCCGCUGUCAUCACACACAAUGCUCUGAUUUGAUCUUAUUUCCGCUGAUGUGUGUGUGAAUCAGACAUUCUGUACAUCUGUCUCUCUUCCACCCUCUGACAGGAAAUAAAUGCUGUGUAAUAAUGAUUUUAUACAAAUAAAAGGUAUUUUCUCUA